Acipenser ruthenus (sterlet) is the source of this 5869-nucleotide messenger RNA. RefSeq names its product kremen protein 1-like. Gene Ontology annotation, cellular component: plasma membrane. Lineage: Eukaryota; Metazoa; Chordata; Actinopteri; Acipenseriformes; Acipenseridae. The record is from RefSeq and is a predicted model, not a curated record. The coding region runs from base 640 to 1794 and encodes 384 amino acids. Gene Ontology annotation, biological process: multicellular organism development. The transcript has 10 exons.
CGGGUGCUUAGAGUCAAUGUACUCGCUCCCUAGAAGGGGAUGUCGGCAUACUUCAUUAUGCAUCAAAUAGAAACUAUACGAAUUUAAUUGUAAGGGUCAAAACUAUUGUAUCUUUCUGAAAGAGAAACAGCAACACAACAACAAAAAGUACUGAGCAGUGUGAGCAUUUGCAAUGGAGUCGGGUAGUUUGAUAUUGUCUGCAGUUCAUUACAUGUUACUGCAUGCCAUGUAGAUACAAAUCCGGUAUAUCAAUGACAUUCAGUCCCUUACAACAUGGAACAGUUACCCCUAAGACGAGUUCAGAAAAACUGCAGCAAAUUCGUCGGGAACAAAAAAGUAUUGGUGAACAAUGUAGGUCUACAGAGCUGACCAAAGAAGGCUCGUGUACUUCACUGCAGUGACUCCCACCUGAACGCUGCCAGCUCUCUCUGCACGCCGGCACCAGCAGCGCAUGGCAUUGUGAGUGCUCCAUGUUCCAUGCCCAGGCUUGCAGGUUGAAGCUCUCGCCCCGAUUUCCUGUCACAUGAGUGUUACACGGCGAAUGGAGAAGAUUACAGAGGCAAGCAGAACCAGACCUGUCUUCACGGAGGGAAGCCCUGCCUGUACUGGAAUGAGACCUUCCAACAUCCCUACAACACAAUGAAAUACCCCAACGGAGAGGGUGGGCUUGGGAAACACAACUACUGCAGAAACCCAGACGGAGACGUCAGGCCCUGGUGUUACAUCGCCGAUCACGAGGACAGUGUUUACUGGAAGUACUGUGACAUUCCCACAUGCCAGAUGCCAGGAAACCUGGGCUGCUUCAAGGACAGUGGGGACCCUCCUGCACUGACAGGCAGCAGCGAGACUUCAAACAAACUCACCAUUCAGAACUGCAUCAGUUUCUGCAGAAGCAAAAGAUACAAGCUUGCAGGGAUGGAGUCCGGCUAUGCCUGUUUCUGUGGGAACAAUCCAGACUACCAGCGACAAGGGGAGGCUGCCAGCACGGAAUGCAAUCACGUGUGCUUCGGGGAUCAUACCCAGCCCUGCGGAGGAGAUGGGAGAGUCAUCAUCUUCGACACACUGGUAGGAGCUUGUGGAGGAAACUAUACCAGCCAGACAGGAGUGAUUUACUCCCCAGAUUUCCCGGAUAACUACGGGAGCAGUCGGGUGUGCUACUGGACCAUCCAGGUUCCGGGUUCAUCGCUGAUCCUCUUCAACUUCACGUUCUUUGAUGUCAGGGACCCCUCGGACAUGGUGGAGCUGCUGGAUGGGUACACCAAUCAAGUGGAGGCUCGGUUCGACGGCAGCAACCCCCCCCAGCGCGCCGUCAACGUUUCAUCCGACUUCGUCAUCUUGUACUUUUACUCUGAUCGGAUCAACCAUGCCCAGGGAUUUGCAAUGUUAUACCAAGCUAUGAAGGCUCAGGCACCGAACGUGAUUGAGGAGAAGAUCAAUCACACUGAACCCGAGUCGGAAGUGAUAACCGAGGGCUCCAAUCUGAGUUUGAAUUCUGGAAGAUCCUCACAGAUCUUUUAUGUCAUUACUUCCAGCCCCAGCAAACAGGAUCACCCCAUGCCAGUGUGGACUAUCUAUGCCUUGGCUACACUUCUAAUCCUGACUGUCAUAGCGAUGGUUGCAAAGAUGCUUCUACAUGUAACUGUUAAAUCACCACCAAUCACCAGCUCUGAAGACUGCAACCAAAAUACAUCAUCCGAACCCUGGAUCAUCUUUUACAGGCCCUCCACCAUCUCCUUCUUCAAGAAAAAGCUAAAGAACCAUCAUGGAGAUCUUAGUCCCCUCGUUGGCAACUAAGCGCUGGAGAAACCUGGAGAAAUGCUCUCCACAAGGAAAGAGACAGCACAGGCCCACCAUGUUAAGACUUUUGAGAGAAUCAAGGACAGAUCUACCAGACUGGUAGCCAUCAGCAUCAACCGUACACCCAAUUAACUGAAUGACUGAACAAUCUUUGGUCCAAAAAACAUGUGGGAAUCGGUGCUCAACAGUGUUUUCUGGAACACAGGCAGUUGUUACAGUGGUGGCAUCACUGCUAGACUUCAUGCUUCCUUUAUUACAGUUGCCUUUGAACUUCUGUGCCUUAAACUUUUGAGGGACAUGCAUGGUUUCCCAGGGUCAAACGGAGCACUUACCCAAUACACCAGAGGCCGAUGGGUUUGAACAGAGCAGUUAAGAGAGCAAUCUUCCCAUAGCGACAGAACUUCUCACAGUGCAUCGUACAGCCGAUCGCACACAGCACUCCAGGAAACAAGAAAACAGAAAGAGCUGGGAUCCAUUAAAACAGCAUACUUAACAACAGCAAGUCGGGAUCAGAGGACAACACAAAGGUCAUUGCCAUUGUUGUUACCCAAAAAUCCAAAUGUUUGGUUUGUUCUUAUUUGUUAUAGGGCCAGUAGUUUAGCAGCAGCAAAUGCCUAUUAUCUCAGCUGGGCACAGACUGUAGUGCCAAAUGGAUACAAUUAGAGAAUUCUCAACAAAUAACAAGGUUUUCCCCUCUUUGAAACUACAGACAAUGUAUGUGACCAUGGUGGGGGGAGGAGGGGGUCUUUAUUUAAGCGACUGACGUUUAGAACAACCUUAGAUCUUAUCUAGACACAUUCCAUUCUUUCUUUGUAACUGCUGGGAAGUGUAAGCAUUUUGCUUAAACUCCUUCAAGUGCCUUGAGGAUAAUAAUAAAACAGACAGUACCAGAGAGGAAACAGCUUCAACUAUAAUACACAGUGGGGUUUUAGGGAGCUGCCCUUUAAUUUGUGUCUCAAAAGCCAAGGACUGCAAAACUUGGUCAUCACGUCAGUCAAAAAUCAAAUGCAGUUGAUCUGCAAAAUGCAUUUCAAUUAAGAAAAAGACUCUAGUGGAUGUAAGAAAAAUACAAUUACGUAGUGCAUCUAUAGCAUGAUUCGCACGGGACUCAAAACGAGGUGUCCUCAGAGUUGGUCAGAGGCAAAGUACAUCUCGUAACCUCCAAGACGUGGACUAGUAUUCUUCAAGGAAAGUCUGUAAAUUCAAAAUGAAAUGCGAUGCUGUGGCCAGAGAGGACGCUUUUGUGCAUGAUUUGUAAAUAGUGAACCAGAUGUAAAUAACUUCUGCAAGAUGGAGGAAGAACAAAUCGUACCACAGAGUGACUUUUUAUUUCGCUGUACCUUCUUUUCCAAAGGUCAUCAGCGCCCUGACGAUGUCAAAUAACCACGUCAUCCGUUGACUGAUAUGCAUUUCCAUGUAUACCUUCAAAUGCUUCAUUAUUGUAAAGGCUGGUAUUGCUUUGAGGCGAAUACCCCAGAAAUGCUGAUAUCAAUUAUAACAUGCCACCGAUGCUGUCGAUUGGCAUGGGACUACAACGACAGGACCUCUGAGAAAAUUAUCGGGGAUAAAAAGAAACGGACGAUUGGCACGGGACUACAUUUCACAGAGGUCUGAAUUCCAAGGCACCUUCUUUAUAAACUCAUUUUUAGUUACAUGUGGGUCAGGCUUGUGUAGUACCUCUUACAUCCACUAGAGUGUCACAGGGGGUUAAAGGUCACACUCCAGGCGUUCUUGGAGGUUAGACUUGAUUCCGAGAGGUAUGUUGAGACUACAGGGGAUGUGAUGACUGAAAAUUAUACAAACAGUGAAUCUAAACAAGGCGAACACUGUAGUUAAAACCACUCUGAUAGUUUAUUCACACACAGUAACAUGUUUCUCUUUUACAGCACUUAUACUGUGUCUGCACUGUGACAUCACAAGGACUGCAUUUUAAACACAGUCCAAUAGUCUGCAGUUUUAUUUUGCAAUACAAAAUUGUUGAUAUAUAUAUAUAUAUUUUUUGUAAAUAGCUGGAGAAAGUCAACAAGGUGCUGAAUUGCAUUGACAAACAAAACAGGACAGUAUAAUAUGUCAUUGUUCCCAAGGGUAAUAUUACUGCCCUGGAAAGGGUAAAACAACAAGGAAAGUCCAACAGGAUCUCAUUUAGGAUGAACGAUUUCUUAUUCCUGGUAGAAACCAUGUAUAUCUCACUGAUACCAUCAAUAAUGAGAUCCAGCCACAAGCUAUGAAAAGAGGAGAAUUUCAGACUCAGAUCACCUCUGUAAAAGCUCACAAACCCAUGCUAAGCUUUAAAGGCUGAUAAAACCUGAAGUAAUCAAGACCUGUUUUCAAGCAAAGAAACACCAAUGGGUCCUAUUUUCAAGAAACUGUACAUUUUCGGAAAGAAACUAUAAUAAUUUGAAAGGUAUAAAGCAAGCAAGAACAGUAAGUGAACUGCUCCUCCUCGUGGUGUCGUGCUAGUUUUAUAUUCACACUGUCUGGUGCACUGCUAGUUCAUUGCAGUCACUGGUGUGAAGGUAAACGCCACAGUAUUUCCCGGGAGAAAUACCCAACAUGACAGGACAGGAAUGCACAUACUUUGGAAAAUGCUUCUUGGGUUUUGUAUAACCAGCUUUUGAGAGUCACAUCAAACAGCUUGUAGAGCGGGUGCAACAGAGGGCAUUACUAGUUCAAUGAACCCUCAAACGGAGGGUAAAAGAAGACGUGCAUGUGACCCUGUGCUCACCAUGCAUGUGAAUUUCCAACAGCUAUUGCAGCAAUAAAAGAAAGAUUUACUACAGAGGGAUUCUCAACAGGACACACUUUCAAGGAUAUUCAGAUUUUUGAAAUAUGCAACCGCUUCCAUGAGCAUGUAGUGCCGGAUUAGUCUGCUGACUUCUUGAAACCAUUUGUAUGUGCUGUAAAUACAAAGAGCAGAGCAUUCCCCAAAUCCUGGGGCUUAAUCACUUUAGAUAGAGAACACUUUCUGACUAGCUUCAUCAUCUGUAGAGGACUUCUAUAAACACCAUAGGUAUUGUCUUUUCAGUUUGAUGUAGCCAGUUAUCGUUUUCAUUCAAAUCUCUUUGGACAUUAAAUUGAGCAUCAUUCCAAGUCAGUAACAGCACGUUCCUCCAUAAAUGAACGUUUUAAAAACAAAAAGGCUCAGUGACCAGAGUGAAAACAUUCUCCCCACAGCAUGGUGACUGUGGAAACCUUGCCCCCAUUGUGGUACUUAUACUGAUUCUGUACAUAUAAAACAUGAAUAUAGCAAUACAAAUGCACUUACUAGUCACUUCUAUCUAUUAGCACUGUCCAGAAGUCCAGCACAGUGCUUGCAUGUCAAAUUAGACCCUGUCUUUUGAAGAGUGUGUUUUUAAAAUACAGGUUUGGCACAAUGAAACAUAAGAGGGAGCAGAUUGUUAUUUUUAAAUAGAGUGAUUUCAAACUUCUUUUUGCUUACUGCACGGAUCCAUACACUGCUGUCCUUGUGACCUCACUACACCUGUCCAUUCUGUCUGUGAUGUCAUACUGUCUUCUUCAGUGAGUCGAGCAAUGUUGCUGUACAGCAAACGUAUCACUGUGUGGAGGCAUGUGGUUGCAUUUUAACUGUUUGUCAGCCAGUUCUUCAUGUGGACUGUUAUGUAUGCAUAGAAAGCAGUGUGGUCCUGAUUAGGUCACGGAGUUUGGCUUGCACACCGACUACAAUCCAAGCCCUCCUCAGUUCAGAUAGGAUUACACUUCAACAUGAGGCCCCCUGUGCUUUUGAUCCUGGUUAAACAGCAGUCAUGCUCUUUCAUACCGAUUGCAGGUGUGAUUAGAUGUACAGAUUUUGCGAGCAACAAAUGUAGAAAUUUGAGUUCAUAAAGCUUGUAUUAUUUUAUUUUUUUUUGACCGAAUUGUAUAUAUAGAAUUAGUGAGAAUUUUAAUUUAUACAGUAAAUUAUUCAGUUAUUUUGGAUGUGAAUGGGACAUUAUAUACGAGUUAAGUUAAAAUGUAGAUUUAUUUAAUGUGACUGUAAAAUAAAUAUGCAUGUUUUAUAAGGAUUGCAUUUUUCUAUGUGUUUUGCCUAUUUUAUUAAAACCCUCCUGGUUCA